Molecule: messenger RNA, 3689 nt
Organism: Pseudo-nitzschia multistriata
Lineage: Eukaryota; Bacillariophyta; Bacillariophyceae; Bacillariales; Bacillariaceae
Source: the annotation of a GenBank genome assembly
AGUUACUCCAAACAGCAAGCUCAACUUUACACAUCAUGAACGCGGCGCACCAGCUAGCCGCCCGUCUGCAGCUGCAGCAGCAGCUGAACAAUCAAUACGGGGACGGAAACCAGAGAGGGGGGCUACAGCAGCAACAGCAGAACCAGCAAGGCCAAAAUCUCAUGAUGAACAACGGAAUGGGAAACAGCGCAGGAGGAAACAACGGUAUGGGGGGCCUGCAGCAGCAACAACAAUUGCAGCAGGCCUACCUCCAGCAGCAACAGCUACAGCAGCAGAAUUCCCAGGGCGGAAAUCUUGGUGGCCUCCAAGACAUGAACAACAUGCAGCGAAGAAAUCCGCAGCAGCAACAACAGCUCCAGGCAAUGAUGCAGCAGCAGCGAUUGGCUGCCGCACGAAGCAAUUCCCAGAUUUCGGGGAGCAACAACAACAUGGCGGGAAACGGCAGCGGUGGCAUGGCAAAUUUUGGCGGAGUUGGAGGCCAGAAUGCCAACUGGGGGAAUGCCCAGCUCGGCAACCAACAUCAACAAGGMCGGCAGCAAAACUCGUUGGAUCUCUCCAACAACCCGAACCAAAUGGGAGGAAUCGGAGGAAUGAACAACUUGGGAGGAUCAUUGAACAAUGGCAACAACAACAAUAACAACAACAUGAACGCGCAGCAGCAACUCCAGCAGCAGCACAACAAUGCCCUUCUCGGCCAGCGAAGUACCUCCCAGGGAAUGAACCAGCAACAAGGCUUCAAUCCGAACAUCAAUAACAAUUCGAACAUGGGGAUGGGUGGAAUUGGGGGCGGAAUGGGAGGAAUGAACAACGCCGGAGGAAGCGGUGGAAGUCAGAACGACACUACUGCAUUGCAGCAACAAAUCGCCUUUUUGCAGCGGCAGCUCCAACAGCAACAGCAGCAGAACAACAGUUCCGUCCAAGGUCGCAACAACAACAACAACAACACUGGCAUGAGCCCAAGUUUCGGGCGUCAAACCAGCCAAUCGACACCGGGCACCUUUCAGAACCAACAAGGAAACCAGAACAACAACUCCCUAUUUUCGAUGCAAGGAAUGGACGGCAAUAUGAACAACAACAGUCAGCGAUCAAACCCGAAUAGCGGCAGCAUGGGGUUGGGCGCACACAAUAACAACGUAGGAAACAGUGACCCUUUUUCAAUGAUGAUGGGAGGUGGGCAGAAUCAAAACAAGCAAAACCAACCAAACCACCUUGGAUCUUCGGUGAAUAAUAACCUCAACGAAAACGAUCUACUUCGUCAGCAAAGAAUGUUGGGUCAGACCAACAAUACCGCGAACAACGUCGGCAGCAACAGCAUGAUGGGUCUCCAAAACGACUUGAUGGGUCGGAGAUCAUCGGAGUUGUCCAUGUCGAACAACUCAAACAACAACAACAACAACAACAACAGCCUCGAUGGCUCCACGCGUUCCAACCAAGGCGGCAACAAACUCAAGAACGAAAACGCCGCUGGUGGGGCGGACUACUUGGGUGGCUCAUUUGCUGGAGGUUGGCAAUCCAAUGCCGAUCUUCCAGAUCGGAGGAGGGUCAUUUAUUCCAUUCUUGAGGUGAUUAGGAUGAUGCGGCCCGACUCGAAUCAAAUUUCGCAAAAGUAAGUUAUCCAACUGAGAGGUGCGAAGGGCGGUUGAUGAAUCCGGUUUUCGUCCAGAAUAAGGGCAAGGGAACUUUUUUUCUCAUUCGUCUGCUUCCAAAACUCGUUUUUUUCUUUUGAACACUCUCGAGCAGGUUACCACACAUGGCAAAGAGUCUGGAAGAAAAUCUUUAUCGAACCGCUCAGACUAAGGAAGAGUACAUGGACCAGAAUACCCUUCGGGAUCGACUACAGAAUAUUGCCAAGGAACUUGAAACUCACUCCAGCAACCCUGGGAACGGCAUUCAAAACAAACUACCGCCCAACGAAUCGCAGCAGCUCCAACUGCUCCUAGGAGGGAACAACAACAAUAACAACAGCAAUGGUAGCAUGAACGCCUUUGACAACGGCAAUAACAACAUGAUGAAUGCGAAUGCCACCGGWAAUUCCAACAUGAUGGAACGACGGCGGAGCGCCCAGCAACAGAUCGACAUGAUCGCCCAACGGAACCUGCUAAACCAGCAAAACAAUGCUGCUGGUAACAAUAAUCUGGGAGGCAGCCUGAACAGCUCCAUGGGUGGUGGCGGUGGCAGUGGCAGUGGCAGUGGCAGUGGAAGUAGCAAGGGAGAUGCACAAAAAGUGAUUCGUCAGCAGCAACAGCGUCUUCUUUUGCUGAGGCACGCUUCGAAGUGUCAGCUAGGACCAGAGUGUACGACCAAGUUUUGUGCCCAAAUGAAGCCUCUUUGGCAGCACAUGCAGUUGUGUCGAGACAGGGACUGCCAAACCAGGCAUUGCCAAAGCAGUAGAUGCGUGCUUACUCACUAUAGGCACUGUAAGGCACAAGGAAGGACCGCCAGCUGCGAGAUCUGUGGUCCAGUCAUGGAACAUAUUCGACGCCAAGAAGCGGCGGAAGGAUUGGAUUCUAGCGAUCCUUUGGCCGAGAAGGAAGGAGACGGAAACGUUCCAAAGCAACAACAGGAUGGUGAUAUGAGAAAUAUGUUUGGUCAAGAUGAUGUUCUAAGACAACAGCAGCAGCAGCARCAACAACAACAGAUGCCGCAAAAUCAGUUGAACACACCUCCGCAACUCAUGCUACAACUCCACCAAAUGCAAAUGAAGAUGAAACAGCAGCAGCUAGUUAUCAGCAAGCUGAAAAACCAGCAAGCGCAAUUGAUUGAACAGCAGAAGCAAUUGCAAAUGCAGCCUCAGCAAGGCCAACAAGGACAAAACGCUCAGAACCAGCUCCGGCUUUUGCAGCAACUUCAAAUGCGAGCCGCGAGUCAACAGCAGAUUGAAUACAGGGAACUCGUGUUGCAGCACAAGGCAAUACAGCAAUUGCAACUGAAGAUUGCUCAGCAGUCAAAUCAGAAUGCUGUAUCACUCCCCGUCAUGGGAGCCGGUCAACAAAAUCAGCUCCCGCAACAGAUCGCUGCGAAUAAUAUGAACAUGAAUAACAACAUGAGCAUGAAUAACAACAUGAGCAUGAAUAACAACAUGAACAUGAAUAAUAACAUGAACAUGACCAUGAAUAAUAACAUGAAUAUGAACAUGAACAUGAACAACACGAGUAACAACAACAUCAUCAGUCAGAGUAAUUCGCAAUCACAACUCAACACAAGUCAACGUUCUCACCACAGCAACACCAGCAAUGCCUCACAACAAAGACAGCAGGAGCAGCAGCAACUCAUGAAUCACGCAAAGGCAAUGGAUGAUCCCAGUCCGAGUAAAAGUAACAAGGACGACGAGCCUCUUGUUGGAAAUCUACGGUUGGAUCAAAAUUCAUCGAAUCUUCAGCUUGAUGAGUUGGAUGCAACCCUUGAUCUGGACGACGGCCAAGAAGUUCUUGAAUUGCCCGAAAAACUGGGUUCUUUGGAUCCACCUCUCGAGGAGACACCCAAGAAAGAUAGCGAAGAGAAUGACGCGAGCGAACAGGGUGACUCGCAACAGACAUCUCCAAAAGAUUCAUCUACCAACAAAAGAGAUCGCCCUUCUGAUAAACUUCCUAGUGCGGGUCUCGACGAAAAUAGCGAGAGAAGCACUGGUUCGAAGUCGAAGAAACGAAGAACCAUUUCUAGUGUAGACAAGACCCCAAGGGGGCGWGGAG